Clarias gariepinus (North African catfish) is the source of this 5730-nucleotide messenger RNA. RefSeq names its product complement C3-like. Bases 3 to 5246 code for a protein of 1747 amino acids. The transcript is spliced from 44 exons. Gene Ontology annotation, molecular function: endopeptidase inhibitor activity; protein binding. Lineage: Eukaryota; Metazoa; Chordata; Actinopteri; Siluriformes; Clariidae. Gene Ontology annotation, cellular component: extracellular region. The record is from RefSeq and is a predicted model, not a curated record.
AGAUGCAUUUGUUAAUGCUGGUAAUAUGUAUUUUGUGCAUGUGUAAUGAAUUAAAUGCUCAGUUUGACAAGUACUUCCGGCCCUGGUCUGACAAAUGGAGCCCUAAUCAGCGUCCUUUUUGGUUACAUGAAGAUGAUAUGAAAGAGCCGGACUUCGACCCUGCGCCGAAGUUUGCACUGGUGACACCAGCAGUGCUUAGACUGGGACAAAAAGAAAACGUCCUACUGGAGGCAUUUGGCCUUUCUGAGACUGUCAGUGUUGUUCUCUCAGUUUACGAUUUCCCAGCUAAGUCAAGGCUACUGUGGCAGGAAACCAUCACGCUCAACUCAGAUAAUAACUACAGCUUCCUCCAAAGCAUCCAGAUUAAUUCAAACCUCCUGAAGCCAGAAGAGAAAGAAACCAAGUAUGUCCAGCUAGCCGCCCAAUUUGGACACUUCCAGGAGGUCAAGCAAGUUAGUAAAGUGUCCUUUCUGUCUGGUUACAUCUUCAUCCAGACCGACAAACCCGUGUACAACCCAGGAGACACAGUGAAGUGCCGUGCUUUUAUUUCUAAUGCCGAUUUUCAGGCAUCCGAUGGCACCAUUUUUGUUGAAAUCCAGAAUCCUGAUGGAAUUACAGUCUAUACCACACCAAGGAGCAAAGCAGCAAAAGGCAUUCUCUCCACCACUUAUGGACUCUCAGACAUUGUCAAAGAGGGCAGAUGGAAGGUUAUUGCCAAAUUUGACCACUGGAAAGAGAACACAUUUAGUGCUGCUUUUGAGGUGAAAAAGUAUGUGCUACCAGCUUUUAAUGUUACACUUAUACCAACAAAAACUUACUUCGGUGUGGAAGAUCAGGAGUUGAAUGUGGAAGUACAUGCCAGAUAUGUGUAUGGCGAGAAGGUGGAAGGGGUAGCGUACGUGGUGUUUGGGGUAGAGAGAAAUGGACAAAAAGUGCGACUCCCAUCUAUGAAGCAAGUAAAAAAUCUAGAUGGUGGAAUCGCCACUCUGACCACAGCUGAGCUUAAGGACGCGUAUCCUGAUAUUAAUAGCCUUGUGGGCUCAUCUAUAUACGUCAGAGCUUCAGUCUUGACCAGUUCAGGAGGUGACCUUGUGGAUGCAGAGAAGAUGGGCAUCAAAAUAGUUUUGGCAACCUAUGUGCUCUCUAUCGCUAAGGAGACGCCAAGAUUUUAUAAAUCAGGCCUACCAUUUAAAUUUACGGUUACAGUUAGCCAUCAUGAUGGUUCCCCAGCUCCAAAUGUUCCUGUUCAAAUAACAUUCCUGCCCUCUCCGAUCACGGUCCACAGUGGCACCAUCAGAGCGUCUCUUAACAUGCCUUCUGGCAUGAACCCUGUCACAUUAAUAGCAGAGACAGUAAUCCCAGACUUGAAGCAGGAACAGCAGACAAAGGCUGAAUGGUUCAUGGAGCCGUACUCGCCUUUUAAUACUGACCGGAUUAACCAGCUUUACAUCACCUUAGACUCGAACACUGUGAAAGCUGGACAGACCUUAAACUUUAAACUGCACCUGAGCACCUACUCGCUGAAAGAACGAAGCUACAUCCAGCAUGUUUCCUACAUUGUGUUGAACAAGGGGCGAAUCAUUCGUGCAGGCAGAGUAAGUGUUGGAGAGCGUGAAUUGACCAACGUUCCCCUGCUGUUGACAUCGGAGAUGCUGCCUGCGUUCCGCUUCGUAGCGUACUACGUGUUACCAUGGGAUCAUAGCGUGGAGGUGGUGGCCGAUUCCGUUUCGGUGGACGUGGAGAGCCGUUGUGUUGGAUCACUCAAACUUGAAACAUUUAGGGGUAAGGAAGAUCCAGGCGAAAGCUUUUCUUUUCAAGUUAGUGGUGACCCUGGAGCAAAGGUCAGCCUGGUCGCAGUGGACAACUCCAUUUUCCUGCUCAGUAAGAGCCGCCUGACGCAGAGGAAGAUUUGGGACACUCUCGGACAGGGGGACUUGGGCUGCUCUCCAGGAGGAGGGAAAGACAGCAGGGGUGUGUUCUUGGAUGCAGGCAUGAAGUUUCAGUCCAGCUUUAGUAGAGGAACUGGUGAAAAUCAAGUCAAACCAUGUCACUGGAGAUCCAGGAGGAAGCGUUCUGCUGAACAACUGCGUCACAGAGACCAGCUCGAGAAGUCCUAUUCUUCUGACCAGUUUCUACUGCGCUGCUGCUCUGAUGGUAUGAGGGAGAUCCCCAUGCCGUACUCGUGUCUCCGCCGAGCUCUUUACAUCACUGAGGGCUGGAACUGUGUGAGGGCUUUUCUUGAGUGCUGCUCGAAGUACAGGGGUGAAGAGCUGGGCAUCAUCACCCCACCACCCACCACCACUCCAGCGCCAAUCUUACCAGUGCCAACGACCACCAUAAGCAUUUUAAAGUUAACAGAAUCUAUCCACAUUGAUUUUUCCCUGAGCAGUCUUCCAGACCCUCGAGAGAAAUUGACAGGGAGUCCUUUUUUAUUUGCUCCUGUUUCUCAUUUUCAUGAGGCUCAUGUUGAGAGCGUCUUAGAGAAGGAAAUAGUACCUCAAAUAGAGGACAAUGACAUGGACGAGGAGGAGGACAUGGAGGAGGACUAUGAGCUGGAUGACAUUUAUGUCCGCACCAAGUUUUUGGAAUCCUGGCUGUGGACUGAUGUCACACUUCCUGAAGCACCAAAGGCAGAUGGAUUGGCUGUUGCCACUGUGGAGUCUGUGCUCCCUGACAGCAUCACGGAGUGGGGGAUUUUGGGUAUUAGUGCAUCAUCUAAGACAGGUUUCUGCGUGGCCGAGCCGCUCAACAUUCGAGCUUGGAAGGCUUUCUUUAUCGACCUCCGUCUUCCUCGCACUGCAGCCAGAAAUGAGCAUGUGGAAGUCAGGGCUGUGCUGCACAACUACAUGAACAAGGACAUGAAGGUGCUGGUGAUCCUUUCAAAGACGCAGGACAUAUGCAGUGUGGCAUUUACUGAGGAUAAUAAGCAGGAGGUGUUGGUGCGAGCUCGCUCCUCUGUACUCAUCCCCUACACCAUAAUCCCGCUUCGCGCAGGAGAGCUCCCCCUGCAGGUCACUGCUGUGUCGAGCUUCAUAGGACAGGAUGCAAUCCGCAAAAACCUCCGUGUGGUGGUGGAGGGUAUUCAGAAGAUGGAUGUGAGGAGUUUCGUGUUGAACCCUGCUGAUAAAGGAGACAGCAAUGGAAAUCAGCUGAUUCAUGUGGAUAAAGCUAAGCUGGGAUUGGUGGUUCCCAACUCACUUCCAGAAACGUUUGUUAACGUGAGAGGUAGUUUGCUGGCCGACAGCAUUGACAACUCCAUCAAUAAGGACGCACUUGCAUCAUUGAUCCAGAUGCCCGGUGGCUGUGUGGAGCAGAACCUGGCUAAAAUCACACUGCCACUCAUUGCUACUCACUAUCUGGACCACAGCUCCCAAUGGGAGAAUGUGGGUUUGCAGCGUAGGGAGGAUGCCAUCUCCUACAUUAAGCAUGGCUAUGAGAACCAACUUCAUUAUCGUAAAACGGAUGACUCGUAUCCACCAUAUCGCAAUGAAGGAUCUAGCACCUGGAUCACAGCGUUCGUGGUGAAGGUGUUCUCCAUGGCUCAUCCCUUUAUCACAGUGGAUGAUCAGCAUAUUUGUGGCCCACUGCUCUACCUGCUCAAACACAAGCAGCUGCCAUCUGGGGCGUUCAAGGAGGACAACCCUGUCUACACCACCUCCAUGACGGGAGGUCUUCAGGGUGCUGAAUCCCAGGAAACGCUGACAGCGUUUGUACUGAUUGCACUGGCUGAAGCUCAGAGUGUCGUCACAUGCAGGGAUCCAGACAUAAACACAGAGGAGAGAUUCACAAGAGCUGGAGAAUACCUGAAGGAGCGAUACAGAUGGAUAAGCAGGCCGUAUUCUGUGGCAAUUGUGUGUUACGCUCUGGCUGUGAGCAAUCAGGGCUGCUCGAAGAGCACAUUGCUGAAAGCAGCAUCACCAGACCAAACACACUGGCCAGAUGCAGAUAAUUCCUUCUUCACACUGGAGGCGACCGGUUAUGCGCUGUUAGCCCUAAUCAAAGGUGGGCAUUUUGAGGAGGCAUCCACUCCGUUCAAGUGGUUGAAUCAGCAACGACGGAUCGGGGGAGGAUAUGGAUCCACACAGUCCACCAUGGUGGUACUGCAGGCUCUAUCAGAGUACUUGGUGAAGAAACCCCCUCCACUUGAUAUGAACCUGCGGGUGGACCUCAGUGUUCCUGGUCGCUCGGGUGUACGCUGGGCCUUCACUCAUCAACUGGCACACGUGGCACGUUCCUCUCGGGUCCCUCUAGAUCAGGACUUUACAGUGCUUGCCUCAGGAAAUGGCCAGGGUGUCCUUGAGGUGGUAACAGUUUACAAUGAGCUGCCUGAUGUGCAAGAGAAUAUCUCCUGUAAUGGAUUUCAUUUGAAUGUUUCCAUUAUGGAAAAUAGGGAGAAACUUCCAGCAGAUGUAGAGAAGGUGUACAAAGUCACCAUCAAUGUGAGAGCUUUGUCACAGCAUCAAGUGCGCAUGGCGGUCCUUGACAUCAGCCUGCCUACCGGCUUCGAGCCAGAAACAUCAGACCUCGAGCUGCUGAGCAACUCUGUGGAUCGUUACAUCAACAAUUUCCAAGUUGUAGAUAAUCUAAGCGAUCGAGGAUCUCUCAUUAUUCAUCUGUUCAAGGUGUCCAACCAAGAGCCAGACAUCAUCUCCUUUAGGCUGAACCAAAGGUUUAAAGUGGGGCUCCUGCAACCGUCUACAGUCACUGUAUACGAGUAUUACAACACAGAUAAACGUUGCAGCAGAUUUUACACUCCACCAGAGGACAAAGAGCAGCUCAGUCAGAUCUGCAAAGACAACAUUUGUCGCUGCACCCAGGGUGACUGUUGUGUUUUAAAGACGGGUUCUUACACAGUUUCGGCAAGAAAGAAGGCUGCAUGCAGCGGAAUCCACCAUGUGUUUAAGGUCAGAGUGUUGAGCAUCAGUACGAGCCAGUAUGACAGAUAUCAGGUGGAGAUCUUGCAGGUCAUCAAAGAAGGCACUGAGGUUGGUCUAAAAGAAAAGGAUACACGAGGAUUUCUUUCUCAAGCUGGAUGUAGGGCGGGACUUAAUCUGAUCAUGGGGCAGGACUACCUCAUCAUCGGACCAUCCUCUGAUAUUUGGCAAGCAGGCGGUGACAAGAACAGUUACACUUACAUUCUGGGGAAGAACACCUGGGUGGAGCACUGGCCAACUGGCACAUGUGACAAAUGCACAGAACUGGACAAUUUCAGCACGGAAUUACAGAACACUGGCUGCAAGACCUAAAAAAAAUACAAACACACACAUACACAUGUGCAGUACAUUUACAAAAACUGUCUACUGAACUACAAUGUCAUGCACAAGGAGGUUUGCAGCCUGCAAGAUUGAUGCUUUAAACAUGCACACAUUUGCAUGUUUUGCUUCAUCUUAUAUUCUUUUCAUCUAUCAAUAUUAGUUUGCAAAUUGAUCGUUUUUUUAAUUGCUUUCCUGCUUCUGUGUGACUAUUGUUUUGUUUUAGCAACUGUUUUGUGUUUGUGUUCCAUUAAACAUUCUUACACUACAAAACCUGAAAUAAAAUGUAAAAACCGUUACAUAUCAUGUUAUAACACAUUGCACAUUACUCGACCACUUACAGUACUGUACCUGUGGUAUUUCCUGGAUUAGAAUGUAGGUUUUAGCUUUAAAAUGUCUGUUUACUUACAGUAGCAUGCAACAGCCUAGGAACUCGUAUGUAAAUGGUCAUACAGUAAAUAAAGCUUUAUUAUUAGCA